This is a messenger RNA of Urocitellus parryii (Arctic ground squirrel), 2170 nucleotides long. NCBI's taxonomy places the organism in Eukaryota, Metazoa, Chordata, Mammalia, Rodentia, Sciuridae. The record is from RefSeq and is a predicted model, not a curated record.
GCGUGCUGGGAAGGUGGGGUCGUAGUUAGAGUCCCGGCGACAACUGGCGUAGUGUCCUCUGCCUCAGGCUUGGGUGGAGGUGUCUGGCGUGGGCGUACUCGGAUGCCGCGAUUUCUGACCAUCAGAUCCGUUCUUAAGAAGCAAACUGGCAAGGCUGCUUUUCUAUCCAGACACUGGGGAGCUUGUGGCACCAUGAAGGUCUUCUGUGGGCGAGCCAAUCCYACCACAGGAUCUGUUGAGUGGCUGGAAGAGGAUGAACACUAUGACUACCACCAGGAAAUUGCCAGGUCAUCCUAUGCAGAUAUGCUACAUGACAAAGACAGAGUUUUCAAGCCUAUGGCUGAUGCUGCUGUGAAAAUUGUGAAGAAAAAUGGCUUCAGUGAUAAAAUUAARGUUAUCAACAAGCAUUCCACUGAGGUGACUGUAGGGCCAGAUGGUGACAUGCCAUGCCGAGCCAAUAUCCUGGUCACAGAGCUGUUUGACACAGAACUGAUUGGAGAGGGAGCACUGCCCUCCUAUGAGCAUGCACAUAGGCAUCUUGUACAGGAAAAUUGUGAAGCYGUGCCCCACAGAGCAACUGUGUAUGCGCAGCUGGUAGAGUCCAGAAGGAUGUGGUCCUGGAACAAGCUGUUUCCUGUCCGUGUUCAGACCAGUCUUGGAGAGCAGGUCAUCAUUCCUCCCUCAGAACUGGAGAGAUGCCCUGGUGCACCUUCUGUCUAUGACAUACAGCUGAACCAGGUGUCACCUACUGACUUCACUGUCCUCAGCGAUGUGCUGCCUAUGUUCAGUGUGGACUUCAGCAAACAAGUCAGUAGUUCAGCAGCCUUCUAUAGCAGACAGUUUGAACCUCUGGCAUCUGGCCAAGCUCAAGUGGUUCUCUCCUGGUGGGACAUUGAAAUGGACCCUGAAGGGAAGAUCAAGUGCACAAUGGCCCCCUUUUGGGCUCAUUCAGACCCAAAGGGGCUCCAGUGGCGGGAUCAUUGGAUGCAGUGUGUGUACUUCCUGCCACAAGAGGAACCUAUUGUACAGGGCACAACCCACUGCCUGGUAGCCCACCAUGAUGACUACUGUGUAUGGUACAGCCUUCAGAAGACCAGCCCUGAAGAAAAUGGGAGAGUCCACCAAAUGCGCCCUGUCUGUGACUGCCAAGCUCACCUGCUCUGGACUCGACCUCGAUUUGGAGAGAUCAAUGAUCAGGAUAGAACUGAUCAGUAUGCCCAGGCAUUGAGGACUGUGCUGACCCCAGACAGYGUUUGCCUGUGUGUCAGUGAUGGCAGUCUGCUCUCCAUGCUGGCCURUUACCUCGGGGCAGAGCAGGUAUUUACAAUUGAGAGUUCAGCAGCUUCCCAUAAACUGAUGAAAAAAAUCUUCAAGGCUAACCACUUGGAAAAUAAAAUUAAUAUCAUUGAGAAACGGCCCGAGUUACUAACGACUGCAGACUUGGAGGGUAAGAAGGUCUCCCUCCUUCUGGGUGAGCCCUUCUUCACCACCAGCCUGCUGCCGUGGCACAACCUGUACUUCUGGUAUGUCCGGACCGCUGUGGACCAGCACCUAAAGCCUGGUGCUGUGGUGAUGCCCCAGGCUGCCUCACUGCACGCUAUGGUCGUGGAGUUCAGGGACCUGUGGCGGAUCCGGAGCCCCUGUGGUGACUGUGAAGGCUUUGACGUGCAYAUCAUGGAUGACAUGAUUAAGUCUGCCCUGGAUUUCCGAGAGAGCAAAGAGGCAGAGCCCCACCCGCUGUGGGAAUACCCUUGCCGMAGCCUCUCAGAACCCCAGAGGCUCCUGACCUUUGAUUUUCGGCAGCCCGUUCCCCAGCAGCCUGUGUGUGCUGAGGGCUCCAUGGAGCUGAGGAGGCCUGGGAGAAGUCAUGGGAUUGUCCUAUGGAUGGAAUACCACCUGACACCAGACAGCACUGUUAGCACUGGCCUUCUGGAGCCUGUCRAAGACAAGGGGAACUGUUGCUGGAACCCCCACUGCAAGCAGGCCGUGUACUUUCUCAGCCCCACACUGGAUCCUAGAGUGCCACUGCUGGGCAGCCCUCGGGCAGUCACCUAUACUGUGGAGUUUCACCCCAAYACCGGAGAUAUCACCAUGGAGUUCAAACUUACAGACAUACCAGAUUGACCCCUACUCGUUGAAAUAAAGUGGUCUUAAGGCUGUGGGCUCUGAA